Prunus armeniaca (apricot) is the source of this 1254-nucleotide messenger RNA. NCBI's taxonomy places the organism in Eukaryota, Viridiplantae, Streptophyta, Magnoliopsida, Rosales, Rosaceae. The record is from the annotation of a GenBank genome assembly.
AUGGCCAUGGCUUCUGUUGUGAAAGUGGUUCUUGGCUCAAUUGCCUUUGCAGUCUUUUGGGUAUUGGCAGUGUUCCCGGCUGUCCCUUUUCUGCCAAUUGGGAGGACUGCAGGGGCCCUCCUAGGAGCAAUGCUUAUGGUUAUUUUCAGAGUCUUAACUCCCGACCAAGCAUAUGCUGCUAUUGAUCUCCCAAUCCUUGGUCUUUUGUUUGGGACAAUGGUUGUCAGUAUUUACCUUGAAAGAGCAGAUAUGUUCAAAUAUUUGGGUAAGUUGCUCUUGUGGAAAACCCAAGGAGCAAAGGAUCUGCUCUGUCGAAUCUGCUUGAUUUCUGCAAUUUCCAGUGCUCUCUUCACUAAUGAUACCUCUUGCGUGUUUUUGACUGAAUUUGUUUUAAAAGUUGCAAAACAGCAUAACCUCCCACCUCAUCCAUUCCUACUUGCCCUUGCCUCAAGUGCAAAUAUUGGGUCUGCAGCAACCCCGAUUGGUAAUCCUCAGAACUUGGUUAUAGCUGUUCAGAGUAAGAUUCCUUUUGGAAAAUUUGUGAUCGGAAUUCUCUCUGCAAUGCUUGUGGGAAUUUUUGUGAACGCUUUAAUCCUUUUAUGUAUGUUCUGGAGGUUGUUGUCUGUCCUUAAGGACGAGGAAGAUCCAGCUGGAGAAGUUGUUGUAGAGGAGGACGUAAGUUCUCAUCGGUUUUCACCAGCCACAUUGUCACAUAGUGCAUCCUUAAACUCCCAAGAACUGAACUUCAGAUUAGACACCACAGAUGUGAAAAGUUCUCCAAAUUUUAGUGGGAACAUAGAUAAUGUUGAGACUCUUAGAAACCGAUUACCUUCAAGUGAUAAUGAAAUAAACAACGUUCAUAGUGGUGCUUUGGACUCUGCCAGAAAUUCAAUUGCUUCAAAAGAGGGGACACUUGAUGUUUCUUCUCAAAAAAGGGAGGAAACGAUCCUAUCGGAAGGGGCUGCGUCAAACAAUAGACUGAGAGAUGCAUGUCCUACAGAGUCUUUGGAAGAGAAGGAAAAUCUGACCACAAGAUGGAAAAGAUUGCUGUGGAAAUCUGGUGUUUACCUUGUUACUAUAGGAAUGCUGAUUGCAUUGCUUAUGGGCCUGAAUAUGUCAUGGUGUGCAAUUACUGCUGCACUUGCUCUAGUGGUUCUUGAUUUCACAGAUGCUCGGCCAAGCCUAGAAAAGUGUCUCGUAUUCGGUCUUAUUAAUUUUCUUCUGUGGAAUGUUUAUAACCGUCGAAGGGUUUAA